UCAGCAUGCGGUCGGUUUAGCACGGAAGAAAACGAGACGUACAAGAUAGUGUCUCGUGAAACCGUAUACGAUGUCCAACGACCGUUAUACAUAAAUUAUUUUUUUCACAGUUAUACACGUUUUAAUUCGCAACAUAACAACUCAAUGCGCGUGCACACAAUUGCGCUUUUACUUUAAUUGGGAUUUUUUGUUUCAUUCGUAAUAACUAUAACAGAUAACUUAUACACACGGAUAAAACGUCGAACAUAAUAUCACACAGUCAUCUACGCGUCGGUCAUCGUACAACUUGUCCUGAUCGACCAUGCCACCUGCAGACAGGUCGCUUACGGCGUUCCGCGUAGCUUUGGCCACGUUAUUACUCACCAACGUCGCAUAUACGUCAAAAAAACAAAAGCGUCAGCUGUUCCAUGAAAAUUUGUUGCCAUACUUUGGUGGUAAAAUACCUGAGUCUGCGUUCCAAGCAGACCGCUUGGCACUAAAUAUGUUGAACAAAGAAGGGAUAUCCGUGCCCGAUGGUAUACUGUUUGAAGCCCGACCAAAAGAAUCGUUUCAUCAAAGUCCACGGAACGAUCCAGAACUAUCCAACUCAAUACUCAAAAUGAUCCACACGCCAGACGGCAGGUAUAUUCCUUCGGAAGGAAAGUACGAUGGUAAUAAUGAAGUGGAAACAACGUAUAAGAUCUCAAUACCCACAUAUAUGCAAAAUUACCAGCUACCGAAGUUUAGGCCGGUAUCAGAAACGUUUCAAAUACCAGUCCGGCAGGUAUUCGAAAGCGGAUUGUCAAUCGCCAACUUGAGGGGACAACUAGGAAUUCCCUUCAACACUAUACCAAAGGGUUGGAAUUCGCUGGAUGCCCACAGGCCAUUCGUCGAUACGUUCAAUAACGCCAAUAAAAUCAUGAAUUUCCAACAAAAUUACAACACCAUACCUCUGACGAGUUCUGCGUGUGGUAGGCCUGGGAGAAUAUAUCCAGAUCCAGAAACUCAGUGUCAGGCUUUUCACUUAUGUCAUUACAAUGGGUUCAAAGAAACAUUUGUUUGUCCACAAGGAACCAGAUACGAUCCAUCUGUACAGGAAUGUAGAUUUUGGUAUACGACACACUGUUUAAACGCACGAAGACCAUUAAAUUAGGUCAAUGUUAUGUUAAUAAUAUUAAUAACUAUUAACAUUUUUAUUGACUGAAGAUUUUUAUUUUUAGUUUGAAAACAUGUAAGCAUAAUUAUUUUAUGUUUUGUUACGUGUUAGAGUGUAUUGUCAAUGGGUGGCUUCUCCAAUUAAAGUUUUUUUUAUGUUGAAUCAAUCUGUAAAUAUCACUUGACGCUAUCAUUAUACAUUAUUUGUAUAGAUCAUGUAAGUAAAUUAACAUUUUUUUAAAAAAUUAAGUGUGCUAUGUGAUAAAUCAAAAUAAAAUUGUUUAAACAUGGGUGUGUA
This is a messenger RNA of Metopolophium dirhodum (rose-grain aphid), 1432 nucleotides long. RefSeq lists its product as uncharacterized. NCBI's taxonomy places the organism in Eukaryota, Metazoa, Arthropoda, Insecta, Hemiptera, Aphididae. Gene Ontology annotation, molecular function: chitin binding. The record is from RefSeq and is a predicted model, not a curated record. The transcript is spliced from 5 exons. Bases 302 to 1132 code for a protein of 276 amino acids. Gene Ontology annotation, cellular component: extracellular region.